Symbiodinium necroappetens is the source of this 3183-nucleotide messenger RNA. The record is from the annotation of a GenBank genome assembly. NCBI's taxonomy places the organism in Eukaryota, Dinophyceae, Suessiales, Symbiodiniaceae.
AUGGAAGACAUUUGGGAACACAAUACGAGCUCCUUCCAAGAUCGUGAAUCCCACCUUCGGAAGAGGCACUUUCCAAUUCCUGGCCCACCAAAGGGGAGGUCGCUGACACUGCUAGAAGACCCAACAGGCCGCUUUGCCGUUGGAACCACCGGAGCAGUUCUUUGGCCAGCAGCCACAGCUCUCGUCGAGUACCUUGAUGGGCAGGUGAAAAAAUCCUGCCUGAAUUUUCGCUGUGUGGAGCUUGGAGCUGGCGUUGGCGCAGUGGGACUUUUUAUGGCCCUGCACAAGGGCUGCGAAGUUACCCUCACGGAGGUGCCCGAGCAACUGCAGCUCCUGGGCCUGAAUGUCUCCGAGAACUCUCCGACGGGCCUCGACCUGCAGGUGGCUCCCCUGACGUGGGGGGACCAGGAGCAGAUGGAGGUUCUUGGUACCUUCGAGAUGGUCGUGGGCAGCGAUGUGAGCUACCGACCCCAGUGUAUCGGUGAGCUGCUCUCGACGGCCGAACGUCUCCUUGCACCUGGUGGGAGGGUGGUCUUCAGCCUCCAGGAUCGACCAGGCGAGGCAGAUCUGCUGGAGUCCUCCUUGAAGAGCCUGGCCGUGUCGAAGCGGCAAAGCGUGAUGGCCAAGAGCCUCGAAGGUGAGGAGGAUGCACGAAACUCAGCGAUUCUGGGCUUAGCUUUCGAUUCAUCAAGCCCAGGCUUUGAGGCGAUCACAACGCCCGCCGAACUGCUCAGGGCGUUCAAGAGAUACCAGCCACUGUUUUUCCCGCGGGCGACCACGGCCCAUCCUUCUGCAGUGAGUGCCGGCCUGGUAGUGAACGUCGAGGAUUCCACCGCGGACCUUGCUCUCGGCGUGAAUGAGUCGUACACUCUGGAAUCUGAGGUCAAGGCGGUUCAUGGCAUCAACGGCACUGUCUCUAAAAAGGACCCUGGCUCGGACACACAAAAUUCUUCAGCACCUGGUGGGCUUCUGAUCAAGCAGGAAGUGCAGGCACAGCUACAAAAAGCCGACCUCUCGGAAUACUUUGUUGGCAGAUACCUUGAUGGCGAGGUCUUUGAGAAAGACAGCUACGAAAAAGGGCAGAUUGAAGCUGGCCUGCCGAUCUAUAAGUUCGAAGGCGCCGAUGGCCCAACCUUUGUUUGGCAGUUCGCCUUCGAUUUGCGUGGCUUUGGCCAAAAAGGUGAGAACAUCCGUGUGCUCUACCACUACAGCAACGAAUUGGCCUUCCUGAACGUUGGCAAUUCACAGCUAUCGGCGGCAGAGAUCUUUGCCUCCCUGGUAGAUGAGCGCGCUCAUUUUGGGAAGGGCGUCUAUGCCACCCAGCACGAGCCUGCAGUCUGGGCUUCGAGGGUGCGAAUCCUCCUUAACAACUACAGCAACGAGGAUCCGCUUCGGCGAGACACAAGCGAUGAAGAAUCUCGAAGAGUUGAGAAGGAAUGGGGCGAUGGCAACACCACGGGCCACAGGGCACAGUUUUGCGUGCCCCUCAUCGUUCCAGACUCAAUUGCGUACAACAUCUUUGAGAAGCAGACCCCUGACAUGAAGGCGAAAAGGGUGACUGACAAGAGCGGCAAGGAACGCCCCCUUGCCCUCGGAGAGGACUACAAGGGCCGUGCAGUCCAUCGCAAUCGUGACGUCUGGGUCGUCAGACUCGCAAGCGAAGGAGGCAUCGUUCAGCAUGCGACUGCUGAAGCCGAAGGGCUGAUUCAGCUUCUGCAGCUUCGACUGUCAAAGCUCCGUGGACGUUUGGGAAACGAGGACUGCGCUACUCUGGACUGUAUGGACCAGCUGGCAGACCGGUUGAACGGACGGGGAAGGCAUUCUGAAGCCGAGGAGCUUCGCAGACAAGCCCUGGAAAAGCGCCAAGACAAGUUCGGCAAGGACCACGAACAGACCUUGAUCUCCUUGACGAACUUGGCCACCUGCCUGAAUUUUCUGGGAAGAGCUGCCGAGGCCGAACCCUUGAGCCGUGAUGCCUGGCAGAAAAGCCAGAAGAAGCUCGGCGCAAAUCACAAACUGACACGAAAAAUCCUAGAUUCUCUGGCGCACACCCUCUACAGCCAGGGAAAAUAUCAAGAGGCGGAAUCUCGGUGGCGAGAGAACUGGGAGAAGUGCAAGGACGAGCUCGGCAGCGACCAUUUGGAGACUUUGUCCAUCUUGAACGACUUGGCAGGCGCGCUCAAAGAACAGGGGAAGCUGGACGACGCUGAGCGCUUCCACCGAGAAGUGUUGCAGAAGCGCCGGGUGAAGCUUGGUGCGAAGCAUCCCCUCACAUUGAUUUCCUUGAACAACUUGGCCACUCUUCUGGUAGAGCAGAAAAAGCCCGCUGAGGCGGAGCCUCUGUUCCGAGAGUCGCUGCAGACGCGCCAAGAGAAGCUGGGUGCUCAUCAUGAGGACAGCUUGGGUGCCCUGCAGAACUUGGCAGGUGUACUGCAAGAGCAGGGCAACAUGAAAGAGGCUGAGGCCCUGUUCCGAGAAGCCUUGCAGACCUGCCAGGAGAAGCUCACUACGGAUCACCUCAGCACGUUGACCACCAGGAAUAACUUGGCCACUCUCCUCGCGGAGCAAGGAAGAAAUAGGGAGGCCGAGCCCUUGUAUCGAGAAGUCCUGCAGAAGCGACGGGAAAGACUGGGCAGGGACCAUCCGGACACCCUGGGCACCUUGAUGAGCUUGGUUACCAGCAUGCUGCACCUAGAGAAAUUCGGGGAGGUCGAGCCGUUCUGUAGAGAAGCCCUGCAGAUCAGCCAGGAGAAGCUCGGUGACGACCAUCCGCACACCUUGAUCUGCCUGAAUAGUUUGGGAGGUGUGAUGCAAAGCCAAGGAAAGCUCAGGGAGGCUGAAGAGUUGUUCAAAGCCGCGUGGAUGAAAAGCCGGGAGAUGCUCGGUGACCAGCACCCUACCACACAGACUUUCUACAACAACUGGGUUCGGCUGGGCGGUCCUUCGAUGCAGCAGCCCUCGCCCCAACUUUUCGCUGCCGAGAACCGAGAUCCUUUAGGGAUCGCGGGUGCUUCAGGCCUUUCGCAAGGGCGGAUGGCCGAGAUAGACGCGGAGAUCGAGCGUGUCCUACUAGGAGAGGAUUCAGAUGAGGAGCUGGAGGCUGCUUUAAGAACCAGUGAGGCGGAUCUAAUCAGGGCGAUGGCAGGCAAUAACGCUCACUUUAUGGGAGGUGGGCUCUUCUGA